UGAUCUAAGUGGCUUCCCCCUCCCCUUGCCGCUUAGCGAGGCUGGGAAUAUGAAAUCAGUCCACGUCUUGAACAUGAAGGAGAGGGGGUGGGAAGGAGGAGAGAGCAACGCUCGUCUUUUGAAAAGCCUCUGGGAUUGUUUGGGUUCCUUAAUCCAGUCGAAAGAAGGGGGCAGGACUUUGAGCUGCCCUUAAUCGCUUUUCCCUUUGCCAAACAUCCCAGCGGUAAGAGCAGCGCUGGGCAGAGUGCGAGAGGGGAAAAGCCUGGCUUGCAAUAGCCCCCAGCCCCUCUGCCUGUGCCCUGAGGACGCUCCAGAGCGCUGGGAGGUGAGAGAAGCUGGCGCUCCCGCCCUGUGGCCCAUCUUUUCUCCUGCAAGUUUGCAGCGCAGAGGCGAUCUCUCCUCUGGGCCGUGCAGGGAGGAUUGGCAGCGCUGAUCUGAGUUCUCUCCCCCCGUCCCUGCAAGCUCAGCCUCCCCCUUGGUGAUCCCAGCGAAACCUGGGCUUUAUUCCGACCGGGCCUGGCACCGGGCCACUACACUUCUCGGGAGUCCCUGUGCCAAGGGGGCUUCUCUUUUUUUCUCAAUGAGAGAUCCUUGAGCGUGGUGCCUUGGCAGGCGGAGGGGGAGCGUGGGAGCACGUCGGGGAUCGGCUGAGUUCAGGAAGGAUCAAGGGCUCUGUGCGAGCCCAGAAGCUCUGGCCCCACGGACAGACGGACGGACACGAUGAGCACGCAGCAGCUUAGCUGGAUGAGAUGCCUGCCAGCUGCCCUGUGGCUGUGCUGCCUGCUGCCUGAGGGGAGCUGCACCUGGAGCCUGGCAGGACUCCAGUACGCCACCCGAAGGAACUGGUGCUCGUACAUGGUCACAAGGACAGUUUCCUGCCAUGUCCAGAAUGGCACCUUCCUGCAGAGGGUGUUCCAAGGCUGCCGCUGGCCUGGGGGCUGCAACGGAGGCAGCUACAGAGCCAUCGUGAGACCAGCGUACAAGGUGGCCUACAAGACAGUCACGGCUCUGGAGUGGAGGUGCUGCCCAGGCCACUCAGGGGUCAACUGUGAAGAAGAGACCAUCAGCUACAUCGCCCCGCAGGAAACCGGACGUCCCAGUGCCCCCCUGCGCAGGUUCCCCCUCCGACCAGCAACUUACUCAGGGUGUUUGAAUUGCAGCAAAGUGGUAGAACUGACGGCGCGUCUCAACAGCCUGGAAGCCAAGGUGGCAUUGCUGUCAGCGGCAGAGCCUGCAACCUCCCCAGUACCCAACAGACACCUCGUAACCAAGGGGGCUGCCCCCUCGGAUUCCUACCAGCUCUGGGGGUCUCCAUCCACUCACGGGAGCCCUGGGGAUGAAGGUGUGAAAGGGAACCCAGGAGUGGGAGAGACGCUGCGGGGUGCCCUUCCCGGACGGGAUGGGAAACCAGGGCCCCAAGGACCCCCAGGCCCAUCGGGUCCCAAGGGAAAUGCUGGGAGCCAGGGGCCAUCAGGAAUCCCUGGAGCCAAGGGUCCCGCUGGACCGCCAGGCCCCCCGGGGCCGCCAGGGCGGGAUGGUGCCAGGGGCAUCCCCGGAGAGAAGGGAUUUCCGGGCCUUCCAGGGCCCCCGGGACCCCCAGGGCCCCCUGCCCCAGUGGGGCCUACAAUAUCCCGCAUCGCUGACCCAAGGGACCCACUUCUGUCAAACACCUUCACUGAAUCCGGCAGCGUCGGCACCAUGGGGCCUGCGGGACCCCCAGGGUCUCCAGGGCCAAUGGGUCCUCUGGGCCCCCCAGGGCCAAUCGGGCUGCCAGGCCCUCCGGGGCACGAUGGUUUACCCGGAGCGCCAGGUGCUGACGGAGCCACCGGUCCCCCAGGGGAGAAAGGCGACAGAGGCCCUCCUGGCUCUCCUGGGAGCAGAGGCCUGGACGGGGAACAUGGGCAGCCGGGUCCAAAAGGCGAACAGGGGGACAAGGGCACCUGGGCCAUUAGCUUACAAUCCUUCCUACAGCAGCAGGCCCAGCUGGAGCUCCUGGCUAGAAGGGUCACCUUGCUGGAAGCCAUCAUCUGGCCAGAACCAGAGCCGGGUUCAGGUGCCGAACCCUUCCCCACUAGUGCCCCCAGCUUCCAGCGGGGCAAGCGCGACAGGCUGGCAGCCUACAGCAUCCCACACCAGCUGGCCCAGAGGGCCCAGGACGAGAGCAAGUGAAGAGGGGCAGCCACCCCGAGCAGGAGUCGUCUCCCCAAGCAUUAAGGCCCCCUUGGGUACCUCCCCUCCCCCACAUUGUUCUGGACUGUCACAUGAAGAAACGCUUGAGGAGCCCUCCCAGGCCAUGCAG
Messenger RNA from Malaclemys terrapin pileata, 2299 nucleotides. It is a transcript of the gene EMID1, whose product is annotated as EMI domain containing 1. The transcript has 17 exons. Gene Ontology annotation, molecular function: protein binding. The record is from RefSeq and is a predicted model, not a curated record. The coding region runs from base 721 to 2169 and encodes 482 amino acids. NCBI's taxonomy places the organism in Eukaryota, Metazoa, Chordata, Testudines, Emydidae.